AUGGCAGUCAACCCAAGCCAGGUUCAGCCCCUCGAACUCAUUGACAAGGCUGUCGGUCUUCAAGUCUGGGUCAUCAUGAAGGGUGACAAGGAGUUCACCGGUAUCCUUGCCGGAUUCGAUGAAUACGUCAAUAUGGUUUUGACCGAUGUUACUGAAUAUGACUGGUCGGGUGAAGGCACACAAAUCAAGCUGGACCGAAUCUUGCUCAACGGAAACAAUGUUUGCAUGUUGGUUCCUGGUGGAAAGCCAGAUGAGGAAAUGGCGGUCUAG
Messenger RNA from Penicillium taxi, 270 nucleotides. RefSeq names its product RNA-binding protein LSM5. The transcript has 6 exons. Gene Ontology annotation, cellular component: U6 snRNP; Lsm1-7-Pat1 complex; U4/U6 x U5 tri-snRNP complex. The record is from RefSeq and is a predicted model, not a curated record. Gene Ontology annotation, biological process: mRNA splicing, via spliceosome. Gene Ontology annotation, molecular function: RNA binding. Lineage: Eukaryota; Fungi; Ascomycota; Eurotiomycetes; Eurotiales; Aspergillaceae. The coding region runs from base 1 to 270 and encodes 89 amino acids.